UACCUUUUCUCUACAACCUUCCUCCACACCACACUCCUCAAUUCAACUUCAAAAGAGAAAAUGUCAAAGUACCAAUACGAAACAGUCAAGGUUCAAGUAUUCCUUGAUGGUGUUGCCCAUGUCGAACUGAAUCGUCCCAAUCACUUGAACACAUUCAACGAAACGCUGGCGAGCGAUGUCGGAAAGUGCUUUGCGGAUAUUAGCAGCGACAGUGAUGUUCGUGCCGUUGUAUUAUCCGGUACAGGUCGUAUGUUCACAGCUGGUUUGGACUUGACCGAUAACGUCUUGUUGAAGGAUCACGGUGAUAUGGAUGUUGCUAGACAAGCCUUUGCCUUGCAGGAGCAUAUUCAGUGGUUCCAAGGCGCUAUGACCUCCCUUGAAAAAUGCUCCAAGCCAGUCAUUGUCGCUAUGCAUAAUGGCGUUUUUGGCGCUGGCAUCGAUUUGUCCACCGCAGGUGAUAUCCGCUAUGCUACCAAGGACUCUUUCUUUUGUGUCAAGGAAGUUGACGUGGGUCUUGCAGCCGAUGUCGGCACUUUGCAACGUUUGCCCAAGGUCAUUGGUAAUGCCAGUCUGGUCCGUGAAUUGUGCUAUACCUGCCGCAACAUGUAUGCGGAUGAGGCAUAUCGAUGUGGUUUCAUUAGCAAAGUGUUCGAUACCAAGGAGCAACUUAUUGAGGGAGCACUUAAGACUGCUAAAUUGAUCGCAACCAAGUCGCCCGUCGCUGUCGUUAGCACAAAGCACUUGUUGAACUAUUCCCGCGACCAUAGCGUUGAUGAAGGCUUGCAAUACACUGCCGUCUGGAAUAGCGCUAUGCUCAUGACUGAGGAUAUUCCCAAAUCCGUCGAAGCGUUCGUCACCAAGAAGCCUGUGACAUAUUCCAAGCUCUAAUAGUGGAAUAAAGUCAUGUUUCUGUACCACUGGCGGAAUAACACGCUUUUGUUUUAUAUGACUUUAUAAAUGUCCAAGUUCUUACUAAUAAGGUGCCGGUGAUCGGAGGCAGUGUGAUGUGCCAAGGGCCACAAACUUUAAAGCGAGCUUAUACGCUUGUCAUACAAAGGGAGAAAAAUGUUCCUCAGCUUCAGACUCGCUGGCUACUGAUACUUUGUCGACAUCGCAAAUUCGAGCUAUUGCAGUGGCUCUUCGUCGGUCAAGCGUAUCUGGAAGGGUACGAAAGAUCACACCCCGGAACGAUUGCAUCAGUUCGCUAGGUCGCGUCACGUGCUCAAGCAUUUUUUUUUCUCGAGUUUUUUUUU
Zychaea mexicana is the source of this 1253-nucleotide messenger RNA. RefSeq names its product ClpP/crotonase-like domain-containing protein. Gene Ontology annotation, molecular function: delta(3,5)-delta(2,4)-dienoyl-CoA isomerase activity. Bases 61 to 888 code for a protein of 275 amino acids. The record is from RefSeq and is a predicted model, not a curated record. Gene Ontology annotation, cellular component: mitochondrion. NCBI's taxonomy places the organism in Eukaryota, Fungi, Mucoromycota, Mucoromycetes, Mucorales, Lichtheimiaceae. The transcript is spliced from 9 exons.